GAUGAUGGAGCUGGUGCGACGCGGAAACAGCCAAUACCCUGGAGCGAAGUACAUCGUGAGGGAGAACGGCGCGCGGGUUGACCUUCGCUACCACCCGAAGCCCUCUGACCUUCACCUUCAGUGCGGGUACAGGGUGGAAAGACACAUAACGGACGGUGACCUUAUCAUCUUCAACAGGCAGCCUACACUUCACAAGAUGUCUAUGAUGGGGCACAAGGUCAAGGUCCUCCCGUGGUCCACCUUCCGAAUGAACCUGUCCGUCACUUCGCCCUACAACGCAGACUUCGACGGGGAUGAGAUGAACCUACACGUCCCUCAGAGCAUGGAAACACGGGCGGAGAUUGAGAACCUUCACCUGACGCCUCGUAUGGUCGUCACGCCGCAGAGUAACCGACCUGUCAUGGGCAUUGUACAGGACACACUGACGGCUGUUCGAAAAAUGACUAAAAGAGAUGCGUUUUUAGAUAAGGUGAGGGUGUGUAGGGGUGUAUGGGGUGUGGAGGUGUAG
This is a messenger RNA of Portunus trituberculatus (swimming crab), 508 nucleotides long. RefSeq names its product DNA-directed RNA polymerase II subunit RPB1-like. The record is from RefSeq and is a predicted model, not a curated record. Gene Ontology annotation, biological process: DNA-templated transcription. Bases 2 to 508 code for a protein of 168 amino acids. The transcript has 2 exons. Gene Ontology annotation, molecular function: DNA binding. Gene Ontology annotation, cellular component: RNA polymerase II, core complex. NCBI's taxonomy places the organism in Eukaryota, Metazoa, Arthropoda, Malacostraca, Decapoda, Portunidae.